AUGGACUCGGCGACAACGUCGGGGGCGAUGGAGCUGGUGGCCGCGCUGCUGCGCGGCCGGGUGCCGCCCGAGCUGAUGGGCGGGGAGGGCGCCGAGGGCCGGGCGCUCUUCGCCACGCUCGCCGCCGCGGUGCUCGGCGCCACGCUCUUCGUGCUCUGGAGGCGCGCCGCCGCCGGCAAGAAGCGCAAGAGGGAGGCCGCCGUCGCGGAGGCCACGCAGGCCAAGGCCAGGGGCGGCGUCAAGGGCGGCGCCGAGGACGAGAAGCCGGCCGAUGACGGCACGAAGAAGGUCACCGUCUUCUUCGGCACGCAGACCGGCACCGCCGAGGGGUUCGCCAAGGCGCUUGCUGAGGAGGCGAAAGCAAGAUAUGACAAGGCAAUCUUCAAAGUUGUGGACUUGGAUGAUUAUGCAGCAGAGGAUGAGGAAUAUGAGGAGAAGUUGAAGAAGGAGAAGUUAGCGUUGUUCUUCGUGGCAACGUAUGGAGAUGGUGAGCCGACUGACAAUGCUGCUAGGUUCUACAAAUGGUUCACUGAGGGAAAUGAGAGGGGUGUCUGGUUAAAUGACUUUGAGUAUGCUGUGUUUGGUCUGGGCAAUCGACAGUAUGAGCAUUUCAACAAGGUUGCCAAGGUGGUUGAUGAGAUCCUAACAGAACAAGGUGGAAAGCGCUUUGUUCCAGUUGGUCUUGGAGACGAUGACCAAUGCAUUGAGGAUGACUUCAAUGCAUGGAAAGAAGCUCUCUGGCCAGAGUUGGAUCGAUUACUUCGGGAUGAAAAUGAUGCCUCUACAGGCACUACAUACACAGCUGCUAUUCCUGAAUACCGGGUUGAAUUCAUCAAACCUGAGGAGGCAGCUCUUUUGGAGAGAAACUUCAGCCUUGCAAAUGGCCAUGCAGUCCAUGAUGCCCAGCAUCCUUGCCAGGCUAAUGUGGCUGUGCGGCGGGAGCUCCACACCCCUGCUUCUGAUCGUUCAUGCACUCAUUUGGAGUUCGACAUUGCUGGAACUGGUCUCACGUAUGAAACUGGGGACCAUGUUGGUGUGUACACCGAGAACUGCCCUGAGGUUGUAGAGGAGGCAGAGAGGUUGUUGGGCUACUCACCAGACACAUUUUUCACCAUCCAUGCAGACAAAGAGGAUGGUACUCCACUAAGUGGCAGUUCUCUUGCUCCUCCAUUCCGCUCCCCAAUCACAGUGAGGAAUGCACUUGCUAGAUAUGCUGACCUUCUAAAUUCACCAAAGAAGACUUCUCUGGUUGCAUUAGCUACUUAUGCUUCAGAUCCUGCUGAGGCUGACCGCCUGAGGUUCUUGGCUUCUGCUUCUGGGAAGGAUGAGUACGCUCAAUGGGUUGUGGCAAGUCAGAGAAGCCUGUUGGAAGUCAUGGCAGAGUUCCCUUCGGCAAAACCUCCACUAGGAGUCUUCUUUGCAGCUGUUGCCCCUCGUCUUCAACCAAGAUAUUAUUCUAUUUCAUCUUCACCAAGUAUGGCAGCAACCAGGAUUCAUGUCACAUGUGCGCUCGUGCAUGAAACAACACCCGCUGGAAGGGUACAUAAGGGAGUCUGCUCAACUUGGAUUAAGAAUGCUGUUCCAUCGGAAGAGAGCAAGGAUUGCAGCUGGGCUCCCAUAUUUGUGAGGCAAUCAAACUUCAAACUACCCACUGAUCCUUCAGUGCCGAUUAUCAUGAUUGGCCCUGGGACCGGUCUUGCACCCUUCCGUGGCUUCUUGCAGGAGAGACUAGCUCAAAAAGAAUCUGGAGCUGAGCUUGGUCAAUCCGUGUUCUUCUUUGGAUGCAGAAAUAGCAAGAUGGACUUCAUCUAUGAGGAUGAGCUGAACAAUUUCCUUGAGCAAGGAGCACUGUCUGAGCUGGUUCUUGCCUUCUCGCGUCAGGGCCCUACUAAGGAAUAUGUGCAACACAAAAUGUCACAGAAAGCAUCUGAAAUCUGGGACAUGAUCUCCCAAGGUGCUUACAUCUAUGUCUGUGGUGAUGCCAAAGGCAUGGCCAGAGAUGUACAUAGAGUUCUCCACACCAUUGUUCAGGAGCAGGGCUCCCUCGACAGUUCUAAGGCCGAGAGCUUUGUGAAGAAUCUCCAAAUGGAGGGCAGAUAUCUGAGGGAUGUGUGGGCUCUCCAUGUGAACAAGGACUCUAUAAAUGUUCAUGCUGGCAGCAAAGUGGUCUCUUUCUUUGUCAAGGGAUGUUGA
Miscanthus lutarioriparius is the source of this 2193-nucleotide messenger RNA. The record is from the annotation of a GenBank genome assembly. NCBI's taxonomy places the organism in Eukaryota, Viridiplantae, Streptophyta, Magnoliopsida, Poales, Poaceae.